This is a messenger RNA of Cotesia glomerata, 1790 nucleotides long. RefSeq lists its product as uncharacterized. The record is from RefSeq and is a predicted model, not a curated record. NCBI's taxonomy places the organism in Eukaryota, Metazoa, Arthropoda, Insecta, Hymenoptera, Braconidae. Gene Ontology annotation, molecular function: protein binding. The transcript has 2 exons. Bases 222 to 1550 code for a protein of 442 amino acids.
GUAAAGGUCCUUACAUUCCCGCGGCGUGGAUUUAUCAGGACUUUUUUGAGUGUGAAUAGACUCGUCUAGGAAAACAAUGCAAGGUAUACUAAAUAAGCUCAGCCCAGUUAAGUACGUAGUGAACUUGAACGAGUCCUGUUUAAGGAUUUUGGGAUAUAAAUAUAAAAUAGUGCCGAUUUAUAUUUAAUAAAAGCUUGGCUCCGUAUUAGCGUUGUCAAAUUAUGGCAAAAAUAUUUGAGAAGUUAUGGCUUCUGAUUUCGUCAAAAACGACAUUAAACCCGGGGAAUACACCGUUACAUUUGGCGAUUUUGAAACAGAACACGACAGCGGUUGAAAAAUUAUUGGAAGAAGGCGCCGAUCUAAUGGCGGAAAAUAAAAAUCAUCAAAAUCCUCUACAAAUUGCAGUCAAUCUAAGCGUUGAUGAUGAUAAUGAUGAUAUUGAUGAUAAUGAUGAUGAUGAGAAUGAAGUAGUCAAUCUUUUGAUAAAUCAUAUCUCUGAAGAUAACAUCACUAAGGAAGCUUACUUUCAAUUCCUUCAUGAUUUGAUCAACCAUGGUCUACAUAUGCAUGCUGAAAAUCUUUUGGAGAAGUGUUUAACAUUUCAUAUAAACUUAUUUUUUCCUACACCUACUUCAAACUGUCUUUCAUUUAAUUUGAAGACUAUCUUUAAAUUAAUAACACAUUUUUUGAUGACUUGUAAUCCCGAAAAGGUUAAGGCUAUACUGGAAAACGUCGAACAAUUUGGUUCUCCAGAGAUAAAAGUCAAAUUUGAUAGCGAGUUUCUGAAUUGCAAUUAUUUUUUCAGAUUUUUUUUAAAGGGCGAAUAUAACAAAGAAUUUGAUGACCAGUUAGGUAUAUUUAUUGAGCAUGGCCUUGAUGUUAACAUUCGGACCAAGGAUGGUUGGUCUGUCAUGCAUUCUACCUUUGAUUCAAGAUGUACGGAUAGAACUAAAAAUUUUUUAAAAUAUGGCGCUGAAAUGAAGUCUAUAUGCCUUAAAAAAUUAACACCUGUUGACUUACUUUUUGGGGAAGUAUUUCCAACCGAGACAGAUGAUCAUUUGAAAGUAUAUAGAUUUGCCAAUUUUAUUUCUCAGCAUUUUUUAAAAAUGAGGCUUCUGAAUCAGUUCGUCUGUGAAAAAGACUAUCAGAAAGUGAUGAAAAAGGCUAACAACCUGUAUCGGUAUGAGGAAGAGUACAUCAAAGAAAUCGACAAGAUGAAAGCUACGGUGAUUAAUAAUUAUGUCACUUAUUAUGACAUUGUGCGAGCCGAUUUAUAUAAAAUGGUCAAGUAUUUGGAAGAUUUGGUUAUUUUCGAAACAUUGAAGUCUGGGAAUUAUGAAUCUGAGUUUCCAAAAUUCAAAAUAAUUAUUAGUGGCUGUUUUUACAGAGCUUUUAUUAGAAAGAAACUCCUGGAUGAAGUUUCUUGCUACACUAUAUUUGAUGUUAUCAAUACAUUUCCGUAUCCUUGUAUGCGAUCCAUAAUGGACAACUUCAGUAAUCGGGAUCUGAGAUAUUUGAUCUAUCAAUUCCGUCUUUCGAAAAGAUCUUAAAUAGUUUAAUAUUGGAUAAAGAAUAUUUUAUUAGAAAAACAUGAGUAAUUACUUAAUAAUUUUAUUUUGAUACAUAUAUAAUAUAUAUUUACUUAUUUAUUUUUUUAUUAAAAACCAACAGUACAAGAUCAAUAACACAGUUACAAAAAGUUACAUAUUGUUAAUCUAAAUGGCACAUGUAGCUAAUGAUUAAUAAUAACAAUAUAAUUAUAUAAAAUUAUAAAAAAAAGUAUUACAAUA